GGAGCCGCGCCUGCCCGGGCCCGGAGCGGGCGGGAGGGAGGAGGCGGCGGCCGCAGGGAGGGCGCUGCGCCCUGCGCCGCGAUGAAGCGCCCGUGCGAGGAGACGACCUCCGAGAGCGACAUGGACGAGACCAUCGACGUGGGGAGCGAGAACAACUACUCGGGGCAAAGUACUAGCUCUGUGAUUAGAUCAAAUUCCCCAACAACAACAUCUCAGAUUAUGGCAAGAAAGAAAAGGAGAGGGAUAAUAGAGAAAAGGCGGCGAGAUCGGAUAAAUAACAGUUUAUCUGAGUUGAGACGACUGGUGCCAACUGCUUUUGAAAAACAAGGAUCUGCAAAGUUAGAGAAAGCUGAAAUACUGCAAAUGACGGUAGAUCAUUUGAAGAUGCUUCAGGCAACUGGGGGUAAAGGCUACUUCGACGCGCACGCCCUGGCGCUGGACUUCAUGAGCAUCGGCUUCCGGGAGUGCCUGGGCGAGGUGGCGCGCUACCUGAGCUCCGUGGAGGGCCUGGACUCCUCCGACCCGCUGCGGGCGCGCCUCGUGUCGCACCUGAGCACCUGCGCCUCGCAGCGGGAGGCGGCGGCCGUGACGUCCUCGCUGGCGCCCCGCCCCCCGCCGCCGCCGCAGCCCUGGGCCGCCGCGCUGCCGCCGCUGCCCGCGCUGCUGCCGCCCGGCCUGCCCGCGCCCGACGGGCCCGCGCCGCUGCUCGCCGCCUUCGCGCACGCCGACUCGGCGCUGCGGCUGCCCGCGGGGGCGGGGGGGGCCGCGGCCGCCUGCGCGCCGCUGCUGUCGCUGUCGGCCACCGUGCACGCGGCCGCCGCCGCCGCCACCGCCGCGGCGCACAGCCUGCCCCUGUCCUUCGCGGGCGCCUUCCCGGGGCUGCCCCCGAGCGCCGCGGCGGCCGUGGCGGCCGCCACCAUCAGCCCGCCCUUGGCCGUGGCGGCGGCGGCGGGCCCGCAGCCCGCGGGCGGGGGGGCGGGCGGCAAACCCUACCGGCCCUGGGGGACCGAGGUGGGAGCCUUCUAG
Canis lupus familiaris (dog) is the source of this 1026-nucleotide messenger RNA. RefSeq names its product hes related family bHLH transcription factor with YRPW motif 2 (gene HEY2). The record is from RefSeq and is a predicted model, not a curated record. The transcript has 5 exons. Bases 82 to 1026 code for a protein of 314 amino acids. Gene Ontology annotation, molecular function: protein dimerization activity; DNA-binding transcription factor activity, RNA polymerase II-specific; RNA polymerase II cis-regulatory region sequence-specific DNA binding. Gene Ontology annotation, biological process: regulation of transcription by RNA polymerase II; Notch signaling pathway; anterior/posterior pattern specification. Gene Ontology annotation, cellular component: nucleus. Lineage: Eukaryota; Metazoa; Chordata; Mammalia; Carnivora; Canidae.